Trichoderma virens Gv29-8 is the source of this 752-nucleotide messenger RNA. RefSeq lists its product as uncharacterized. Bases 294 to 752 code for a protein of 152 amino acids. The transcript has a single exon. Lineage: Eukaryota; Fungi; Ascomycota; Sordariomycetes; Hypocreales; Hypocreaceae. The record is from RefSeq and is a predicted model, not a curated record.
CAAACAUCACUUGUUUACCAAUACAAACACCAUUGCUCUCCAUCAACCUACUCUACUGCUCAAGCAAACAACAACACAACACAAGCUUAUCUAUCUGAAUCCUCCAUCCACCCUUCGGCAUCCACACCACCACACGGUUCCGCCCGAAGCACACACACAAAAGAUCAACAAACAGAAGCCGAGCAAACUCCACCAAGCGGUUUUAUCAAUACAUAAAACCCAUCUCAACCCCAGAUUUCUGGAACAAUAUCCCAUCACAUCAACACUCUCACACACACACAAACACAUUCACAAUGUUCGGUUCAUACAGCUCAUACAGCUCCAUGAGCGCCAAGUCCAUCGCCAUCGAUAUCAGCCCCUCCAACCUUCGAACCCGAGAUGCCUCAUGCGCCUUUCCCUCCUGGCCCAGGCGCGAGUCUCUCUCCGAGUUCGACCGCGAGGAGCGAGCCACCUCUUUCCUCUCCGACGACGACCUUCUCCUGUCUGACCCCUUCGACGAUGACAGCCACAGCAUCGCCAGCUCCAGCGCCUCGUCCUCUCCCAUCAUGAUGCAGUCGCCUCCCCGCCUGACUGACGCCGAGGUCCUGGAGAUGCAGCGAGAGAAGCUUGCUCUGCAGCGCGAGUGCAUGCGCCAGAUCAUGCUUGAGAAGGAGCGCCGCAAGCAGGCCUCCAAGAAGAAGAGCCGCUCUGCCACCAGCUCCAAGAAGAGCCCCAAGUCCAAGCUUGCCUCCAUGACUCCCAUUUCCGAGUAA